This is a messenger RNA of Miscanthus lutarioriparius, 2835 nucleotides long. NCBI's taxonomy places the organism in Eukaryota, Viridiplantae, Streptophyta, Magnoliopsida, Poales, Poaceae. The record is from the annotation of a GenBank genome assembly.
AUGGAGGCGGCGCUGAAGGCAAGCAUCGCAUUGCCCCAACUCCCCACCCCCAAAACCCUAGGCGCCGUGGGGCCCCGACGCCGCGCGGCGCUAGAAUCCUAUCCCAACGGCGGCGGCGGUCUAAUCCCGCACGUUCUGUAUGUGCAGGGCUAUUUCGGGUACUCAACGUUCCGGCCGUACCAGAGGGAGAUCAUACAGAAGGUCCUGGAUGGGCGGGAUUGCCUCGCCGUCAUGGUCACCGGCAGCGGCAAGUCCAUCUGCUAUCAAAUUCCCCCACUGGUUACAAAGAAGACAGCUGUUGUUGUAAGCCCUCUUCUGUCCCUGAUGCAAGACCAGGUUAUGAGUUUAAAACAAAAAGGUGUGAAAUCUGAGUACCUUGGCAGCACCCAAAUGAAUAGCUCCGUCAGCAAUGAGGCGGAAAAGGGCGCGUUUGAUGUGCUGUACAUGACACCAGAGAAAGCCAUUUCACUUCCUUCAAGGUUUUGGAGUAACUUGCAGGCUGCUGGAAUCUGCUUGUUAGCUGUCGAUGAAGCUCAUUGCAUAUCGGAAUGGGGCCAUGAUUUCAGGAUGGAGUACAAGCAGCUGCAUUCAUUGCGCGACCUUCUUGUGGGUGUUCCCUUUGUUGCUUUAACUGCCACUGCCACAAAAAGGGUACGCAGAGAUAUUUCUACUUCCUUGGUUCUACGCAGUCCUCAUUUGGUGGUUGGCUCAUUUGAUCGUUCUAACCUUUUCUAUGGUGUGAAAACAUGCAACCGAUCUAUGUCCUUUAUAAGUGAACUUGUGAAAGAUGUUUCAAAGAAGAGUGCUGCGGGUGAGUCAACAAUAAUAUAUUGUACGACCAUCCGGGACACAGAACAGGUUCAUGAGGCUUUAGUUACUUCUGGAAUCAGGGCUGGAAUUUAUCACGGUCAAAUGGGCAGCAGAGCUAGAGAGGAAUCCCAUAGAUCCUUCAUUAGGGAUGAAGUUCUUGUGAUGGUGGCAACUAUAGCUUCUGGAAUGGGUAUUGAUAAGCCUGAUGUUAGAUGUGUAAUACACUAUGGAUGUCCAAAGAGCCUAGAGUCCUACUACCAGGAAAGUGGGCGUUGUGGAAGAGAUGGACUGCCUUCAGUCUGCUGGCUAUAUUACCAAAGAAGUGAUUUUACAAAAGCUGAUUUCUAUUGUUCUGAGGCAAAAAAUGGAACCCAGAGAAAAGCAAUCAUGGAUUCCUUCAUGGCAGCACAAAAAUAUUGCCUCCUUGCUACAUGCCGUAGAAGGUUCUUAUUGCAGUAUUUUGGUGAAGAAUGCAACACUGACUGUGGCAAUUGUGAUAAUUGCACAGCAGUGAAAAACGAGAGGGAUUUGUCAAAAGAAGCCUUUCUGUUGCUGUCCUGCAUCAAAUCUUGUGGAGGACGCUGGGGCCUCAAUUUACCUAUUGAUGUUCUUCGUGGAUCACGAGCCAAGAAGAUUGUUGGCAACAAUUAUGAUAAACUACAAAUGCAUGGACGUGGUAAAGAUUAUUCGUCAAACUGGUGGAAAGCACUUGGUGGUCUCCUUAUAGCACACGAUUAUUUGAAGGAGACUGUUCGUGAUACAUUUAGAUUUGUCAGUGUCAGUCCAAAAGGGGUCAAGUUUCUCUCUACUGCUGAUAAAAUGGAUGGAACACCACUGGUAUUUCAGCUGACUGCAGAGAUGAUUGAACUAGAGGAGCAUGGUAGUUCACAUCAUAAAGAAGGUGGUGGUUUAAAUCCUGUGCCAACAUUAGAAUCUGAAAAAAUUUCUGAGGAUGAAUCAAAACUCUAUCAAAUGCUCCUGAAUGUUAGGAUGAAGCUUGCUCAAGAUAUUGGCACUGCUCCGUAUGCUAUAUGUGGUGAUCAGACGAUAAGAAACUUUGCAAAGAUGAGACCUUCUACUGGAGCUAGACUUACUAAUAUCGAUGGUGUCAACCAGCAUUUUAUCUCACGUUUCAGUAACAUUUUCAUCCAAAAUAUCGCGCAAUUGUCGAAGGAGUUAAACCUCCCGUUGGAUAAUUCACCAUUACCACUACCAACAACAAAUCCAGCUGUAGAAAAUAUUGCUGGUAUACCAAAACCUUUACAAAACAAUCUUCCUGGGAUCUUGGGUGAUGCAAAGCUGACUGCUUGGGAAUUGUGGCAUAAGCAGGAGUACUCAUUCCUGAAAAUUGCUUAUUUCCGCAGAGCAGUGCCAAUAAAAGAGCAAACGGUUAUUGCGUACAUACUUGAUGCUGCUCGAGAAGGAUGUGAGAUGGACUGGAGUAGGUUUUGCAGGGAGGUAGGGCUGACACCUGAUAUAGCCACCGCGAUCCGUCUUGCAAUCUCAAAGGUUGGAUCACGUGAGAAGCUGAAGCCAAUCAAAGAGGAGCUCCCAGAGAAUGUAACUUACGACAUGAUCAAGACAUUCCUGACUAUUGAGGGGCGUGGAUUGUCAGAGCAAGUCUUUGGUAACGGUACUGCUGAUGGGGUUCCUAGUAGAAUAGCAGAGUCCCCAAUAUCUUCCUCCCAUGCAAGUGAAGCUAGCAGAAAUGAUAUGGGAGAUGGUGUCCCAGUGGCAGAGGCCAGUGAUGCAAACCCUUCAGCAAAGAGAGGCCAAACUGUUUCUGCUGAGGAGCCAGCAACAAAACUGCAAAGGAUAGACGAGCAUGGGGCAAAGUCAACUGGCACAGCGGCUGCCACUGAAGAAUCUGUGCUAGCUCUGGUUGCGAGCUGCAAUGGGGUAUCACUGGAGGAUGUUGCCAAGCACUUCAAGGGAUCCAAGAGAGAAUCGGUCUUGGAGAUAUUGGAGGGCCUUGAAUCUCAAUUCAUAAUUUACAAGAGAAACGGGAACUACAUGAUCCUGUGA